CAAUCUUCUCAGAUGCUGUCUUCGAAUUUUUUCAGAAAGAACGUAAUAAGAAUAUCGUCUCCUAUUAGAGCUUUCAGUUCUUCUAGCAUAGCGAGAGCUGAUGAAUAUGCCAGAUCCGCUGAACAAAAACAAAGAGCUCAAGAACGUGAAUUGACUAAAAAGAAUGAACAAAGAAAAUUAUCUCGUCGUCGUGCUUUAGCUCGUGAGCCUGCUGAUAAAUCACCAUACUACCAUGAUAUACAUACAGCUUUGAGAUAUCUUAGAGCAUCAGAAGUUGGAAGAAGUCCUUCAGAAGCUGUCAUAACCGUCACUUCAACACUCAUAGCUGAAAGAGGUAAUGCUAAAUUAGCAGGUUCAGUUAAUUUUCCAAAACCUAUGAAAGACAGUAAAACAUUAUUCUUUACAACAGAUGAAUCCCAAGCAGCUGCUGCCAAAAAUGCUGGUGUCACAUUAGUUGGUGGUCCAGAAUUAAUAGAACAAAUUAAACAAGGUGAACUAGAUUUGAGUUUUGAUAGAGCUUUUGCUACACCAGAAAUUGCUUCUCAAUUAGCACCAAUUGCUAGACAAUUGGGUCCAAAAGGUUUGAUGCCAAGUGCAAAACGUGGUACUGUUGUUGAAGAUAUCGCAAGUACUAUAAGUGAAGUUUCAGGUAGUAUUCCAUUCAGACAAAAAGGUGAAAAUUUAUCAAUUGCAGUUGGUAGAGCUAAUUUCACUGAUAGGGAAAUCAUGUUGAAUAUUAUUGCAGCUUCAAGAGCAUUUAGAGAAGCUAUUCAAACCCAAAAGACUAAGAAGAAAGCCUUACUUGGUCACACAACUAUAACAUCUACACACGGUCCAGGUAUUCUCAUUGAUUUCAAAUAGAGAGAUAAUUUGUAAAUAUUAAAGGGAGAAUGAAGAGAUUAGGAUGGUUUCAUACUUGAUUUUAGGAUCUGUACAUAUAUAAAAUUCAACAUUAUAGUCAUUUAGAUGAGGUUGUAGGUGUUGCCAAAUGAAGGCUUACGGAGGGCUUAUAAACUUGAAAUUCCUUAUAACUUGGGAUGUUCAAUACGUUUACUUAUUAUAUACGAUAUUAUGAUAUCUUCAAAAUGUCAUAAU
Messenger RNA from Hansenula anomala, 1095 nucleotides. It is a transcript of the gene MRPL1, whose product is annotated as mitochondrial 54S ribosomal protein uL1m. The coding region runs from base 13 to 861 and encodes 282 amino acids. Lineage: Eukaryota; Fungi; Ascomycota; Saccharomycetes; Phaffomycetales; Wickerhamomycetaceae. Gene Ontology annotation, biological process: translation. The transcript has a single exon. The record is from RefSeq and is a predicted model, not a curated record. Gene Ontology annotation, molecular function: structural constituent of ribosome; RNA binding. Gene Ontology annotation, cellular component: large ribosomal subunit.